GUCCCAUCGUUCGUUCGUUCGUUGGCAAUAAAACGAUUGUUUGGUCAGUAUGAAAACAACAUUCCCUCGGCGGACAACGGACGUUUUAUAUUCGGCUUUCGAAUUUUAGUUGUUGUUGUUAUUGAUUUGAAAGUUUUAAAAAUGACAUCGAAUAAAGACGAAAUGCAUCCUCCUUCGUGGAUGUCCAACGAAUUUUUCGAAAAUGUGUUGAGAAGUUCGGAAGGAUCUGAUCGUUUGGAAGUGACCAACACAAGAAUUGAGCCCGGAACGAAAGCCGGUGAUCACUAUUGUAGUGCUAUGUUCAGGGCACGUGUCCAUUUCAAGUGUCUUUCAGACGAUACGAAUAACGCCGUUAGGGAAAAGUCUCUAAUUAUUAAAACCAUACCGGAAUCGGAGGGGUUUAAACGUGAGUUUUUAACCAACUGCAAGAUGUUUCAAACGGAAGCUACCAUGUACAAGACUGUGUUGCCAGAAAUGCAUCGUCUUUUGAUGUCCUUAGGAGAUGACACGCAAAUAGCACCACGCCUACUUUACUCAGCUCGGGAACCGGAAGUGGUUAUGGUUUUUGAAGACAUCUGCACACUCGGUUACACCACAAAGUCUUCUCAACUUGGGCUUCCCGAGGCCAAACUUCUGUAUGACAAACUGGCGAAAUUCCAUGCGGUUUCCAUGCUCUUGGAAGAUUCUCUUCCAAUUUUAAAACAACUAAACACUGGCCUCGGCAACUUGCGGAUAGAAACCUUCGAAGCGAUUUGGAGGGACAACUUUUCAUCGUUGGGAAAAAUUUGCCAAACCUGGCCGGGCUACGAAAAGUUCGCCGACAAGCUGGAAACGAUCAAAGCUCCGAUCAUUGAUCGACUGGAGGAGAUUUACAGCUUCCAAGAGUCUUCGGUGUAUCACGUGCUGAAUCACGGAGACUUGUUCUACAAAAAUAUGAUGUUCAAGAUGGUCGACGAUGUGCCCCAGGAGAUGUUGUUGCUGGAUUAUCAAAUGAGCGUUUGGGGUUCUCCGGCGAUAGAUUUGAUCUAUUCACUGUAUGAUGCUUGUUCCGUUGACACUCGAGAUAACCACCGAGAUGAACUAAUAAGCUUCUAUCACGAGUGUUUGAUGGAAUCGUUGAAAAAAUUGGGGUACACCAGUAAAAUUCCUUCGUUAGAGGAAUUACAAGUUGAAAUCACCAAAAAUGGUCAUUUAGAACUGUUCCUGGUGGUCGCCUUUAUGCCGAUUAUGGUGCUUAAAGUUGAAGAACUGAUGCCGAACGUGGCGGAACAAGCCGCCGAAGGAUUCGAAGCGAACCCGGAAGACCUCGAUGGGAACGUUAUGAGCACGGCCAUGCAGCAUCCCAAGGUGGCUCCCGUUCUGAGGAGAUAUCUUCCGAAAUUUCUGGAGCGUGGUUUGCUCGAUUUAUACGUUGAGGCAUACGUGAACGAGUUGAUGAGCACCAGUCACAAGCUCAGAAACGUGGGAUUUGAUGUGAACGAUUCCUGGCUAGCGGCGAUUUUGCUGAUGGGCCUUCCCGAACAAUACGAGCCUAUGAUAAUGGGGCUCGAAGCUUCCGGAACGGCGUUGACAUCGGAUGCAGUAAAGGCCAAAAUCCUACAAGACGUGAAGCUGGAACGUGGUUCUGUCGGCAGCAGCACGGACGGUGCUCUGUACAGCAAAAUGAACCGGAAGAAAUCUAGCGAGUCAAAGGAUGGUGUCAAAAACGAAAAACUUUGCUACAAUUGCGAAAAGCCGGUACAUUUUGCCAUCAAGUGUCCACUCAAGAGGACGAAAGGAAGCAAGCCGAAGAGAUUCUGCAGCAUUUUUGCCAUCGGAGACGUCAAAGCGGACGAAUGGUAUCUGGAUUCCAGAGCCACCGUUCACAUGGCUCGCGCGGAUCAAUCAUUUGUUAAUGUGGUUACCAUGGAGCACGAUGUUGGGACAGCAAACAACGGUAACAUGAAAGCUGUCGCCAAGGGAACGGUGAUUUUCAUGGCCAAGAAGUUCGAGAUCUGGGACGAGAGCGGCGAGCUAGUCAUCACCGGAACUGAAGAAGGUGGUCUGUAUCAACGGCAAGAAGAUGAAGAUCCUGCGUACCGACAACGGGACGGAGUACGCAAACUGAGGCUUCCGAAAGAUUCUGGAGCGCGAGGGUAUCCGGCAUCAAACUACUUGUCCAUACACGCCGCAGCAAAACGGCGUCGCAGAGAGGAUGAACCGUACACUGGUGGAGAAAGCAUGCUGAACGAUGCGAAGCUUGGUAAGGAGUACUGGGCAGAGGCAGUUGCGACGGUCGCUUAUGUCGUCAACAGAUGUCCGACGAGGUGUUUGAACAACAAGACGCCGGAAGAGGCGUGGUCUGGCAAGAGAGCGAAUCUUCGUCACUUGAAAGUGUUUGGUUCAAGAGUGACGACCCACAUCCCGAAAGCGAAGCGCAAGAAGUUUGAUCCCAAGGCAAAGAACGGCAUUUUUGUUGGUUAUUGUGAAGAUACCAAAGGCUAUCGUGUGUAUGACCCCGAGCGCAACGAGUUCCAGAUCAGCCGAGAUGUUGUGAUUUUGGCUGAGGGCGGGGCGAACACACGCGCAGCUUACCGGAUAACGAUUCGAGGUCAAGGCAACUUCCGCCAUAACGCCGGAGGCAGGCAGAGGGCCAAACGACAUCAUCGAUCGUUGGUGAACUGGGCCAAGUUCACGAACAGCGAUCCCACGUGGUACCACGGCAGCGAUCCCCGGGGCAACGAAGUGUCCAGCAGCAACAGCAGCAGAGAUAAGCAAAUGGCUUUCAACAAAGAUGAGCUUAAUGCUCCCGCGUGGAUGGACGGACCGUUUUUCGAGACCGUUCUCAAACAGUCGAGCAAACAUGCAGAACAGCUUAGCGUAGAGAAGUUUCACAUUGUUCCUGGAUCUAAUUUUGGGGAUCAUUACGCCAGUGUGAUCUUCCGAGCCAUUGUGUCCUACAAAGUGCGAGAUCAGAGCCACGAAGUUUCACUAAUCAUCAAGACGAUCCCGGAACAGGAUGGUCCAAAACGAGAUCUGCUCAAAGAUGGUGCCUUUUUUCAGACGGAAACCUUCAUGUACGAGAAGGUUCUGUUCGAAAUGCAUCGGCUGUUGAAAUCUGUGGGCGAUGGAACGGAGCUCGGCGCAAGGCUUGUUUAUUCAGCGAAAGAACCCCGCCUGGUGAUGGUAUUCGAAGACGCCUGCCCUCGAGGGUUUAGGACAAGAGCUCAACAGCUCAACUUUGAGGAAUCACAAAUUUUAUAUGCAAAAUUGGCUCGAAUCCAUGCGCUCUCGAUGCACCUGAUAGAUGAGAUUCCUGCCAUCAAAAACUUGGUCAAAGGAGUGGGUAACAUGCCACCGGGAAAUUUUGCCAAAAUUUGGGUGAACAAUUUUGCGAUCCUGGCCGACGUUUGCGAGAAAUGGCCCGGUUACGAGCAAUAUCCGGAAAAGUUACGCGAAAUCAGACAUCACAUCAUGAAGAAAAUGAACCAAACUUACACGGCCAGUGAAUCCAGUUUGUACCAGGUGCUGAAUCAUGGCGAUUUGCAUUGCAAGAAUAUGAUGUUCAAAAUCGAGGAAGGUGAAACAAAAGAUAUUUUAUUGAUUGACUACCAAGUCAGCAUUUGGGGAACACCCGCGCUCGACAUUCUCUACUCGAUGUAUAACGCCGUUUCAUCGGAAGUCCGGGAUCAGCAUCGAGAUGAAUUGAUAAGCUUCUACUACGAAGAAUUCUCCUCCACCCUCAGGAAGGUUGGCUACCUCAAAAAGAUUCCAACACUUCUUGAUUUGCACAUCGAAAUUACUAAAUGUGGUCACCUGGAAACAUUCCUUUCGGUUGCCUUCCUGCCGCUGAUGACGGUAAUGGCUAUGGGGCCGCCCAAGGCCGAGAAGCAGGACGAGACACGCGAGUUCGAGAUCGCCAAUGUAGAUCAGAUGUACGAUUUGACCAAAAUGACAUUCGAACAUCCGAAGGUUGUGGGGAUGCUGAAAUCGUACCUUCCCACGUUGCUUCACAAGGGGCUGCUGGAUCUGUGACUUCCCUGGUUGAAUAGAUUUUGUUUUGUACAAAAUAAUUAGCCUUAAUGUUCAACUAGAUGAUUAAAAUAGCCUGUCAAAUUCAAUUACUGACUAAUUUAAA
Uranotaenia lowii is the source of this 4117-nucleotide messenger RNA. RefSeq lists its product as uncharacterized. Bases 142 to 4014 code for a protein of 1290 amino acids. The transcript is spliced from 14 exons. Lineage: Eukaryota; Metazoa; Arthropoda; Insecta; Diptera; Culicidae. The record is from RefSeq and is a predicted model, not a curated record.